UUCCCCGUCAUCCCAUUCCCAUACCCCCACGCCACGCGCUCCCCGCCACCACCUCUACUUCUCUCUCUCCACGGAGUGCAUCCAGCCAGCUCUCUCUCUCUUUCUCCUUCCUUCGGCUGGGCGCCGACAGAUCCCUGCGUGCCUGACGCUGCGAGCGCGCCCGGGAUGGCGUCGACGACGGCCUACUCGCGGCCGUCCAAGCUGCCAGGCGCGGGCCCGGGGGAGCGGAGGCCGGCGCCGCCGCGGCUCAUCCGGGCCUUCUUCGCCUCCGGCGCCAAGAUCGAGCCCAGGAAGCUCGCCGCCGGCCUGCUCGCCGGCUGCUGCCUCGCGCUCCUCACCUACGUCUCCCUCGCCAAGCUCUACGCCGUCUACUCCCCCGUCUUCGCCACCACCUCGGCCCUGCUCCAGAACGCCCCGCCGUCGUCCUCGUCGGCGCCGGGGGCGGUGGCCGCCCCGCGCCCGCCCGAAGAACUCGCAUUUACUGGCGGCAACAACGGCGGCGGCGUGGAUCGUGUAGAUUUGACGAAGAAGGGCCCGGCGACGGCCGGCUCUCGACAGCCCGGGGUGCCGGACGCGGUCUCCAGAAAGGAACACGCCGAGAAAGCGCCGGCGCCGGCGAACACCUCGGCACCAAUGCCAUCUCAGGGAGAAAGGAAGAGCAACAGCAGCAGCAAUGCCGCCGCCGGUCCGAUGAGCUGCGACGAAAAUGGCGUGGACGAGGGGUUCCCCUAUGCGCGGCCGGCGGUCUGCGAGCUGUCUGGCGACAUCCGCGUCAGCCCCAGCCAGAAGACAAUGUACCUCGUCAACCCGUCCGGCGGCGGCGGCUUCGACGAGAAGGGCGAGAAGCGGCUCCGGCCCUACGCCCGGAACGACGACUUCCUCCUGCCCGCCGUGGUGGAGGUGACUGUCAAGUCUGUCGCCUCCCAUGAGGCCGCGCCACAGUGCACGAAGCAGCAUCGCGUGCCCGCGGUGGUGUUCUCCGUCGCCGGGUACACGGACAACUUCUUCCACGACAACACGGACGUGCUGAUCCCGUUGUUCCUGACCACGGCGCACCUGAAAGGCGAGGUGCAGCUGCUGAUCACCAACUACAAGCCGUGGUGGGUGCAAAAGUACACGCCGCUGCUGCGCAAGCUCUCCAACUACGACGUGAUCAACUUCGACGAUGACGCCGACGUGCACUGCUUCUCCCGCGGGUACCUCGGCCUGUACCGCGACCGUGACCUCAUCAUCGCCCCUCACCCGACCCGCAACCCGCGCAACUACACCAUGGUGGACUACAACCGCUUCCUCCGAGCCGCGUACGGGCUCCGCCGCGACCAGCCGGCGGUGCUUGGCGCGGAGCCCGGAAUGCAGCCCCGGAUGCUGAUCAUCUCGCGCGGCGGCACGCGCAAGCUGCUGAACCAGGACGAGGUGGCCGCCGCCGCGUCGGAGCUCGGGUUCAACGUGACCGUGGCCGAGGCCGGCGACGACGUGCCGGCGUUCGCGGCCCUGGUGAACUCCGCCGACGUGCUUCUGGCCGUGCACGGCGCCGGGCUGACCAACAAAAUUAAAAAACGGUUCCAGCAAAAAUUUAAAGAGGUUCCAGCAGAAAAUUCAUGGCUAGCACUGUCGUCGUCGCCCACAAACAUCUUCGCUCAUUGCAGCAAAAUACAAAAGUGGUUCCAGCAAAAAGAUUGAUGUAGCAAAAAAAUCAUGGCAGCGACACCCCACAAUCUCUCUCAGAUUGUAGCAAAACGAAAAAAAAUUCCAGCAAAAAAUCCAUGGCGGCCACCGCCGUUGCCGCCCAA
Triticum dicoccoides is the source of this 1790-nucleotide messenger RNA. RefSeq names its product beta-1,2-xylosyltransferease XAX1-like. Gene Ontology annotation, cellular component: Golgi membrane. The transcript is spliced from 3 exons. NCBI's taxonomy places the organism in Eukaryota, Viridiplantae, Streptophyta, Magnoliopsida, Poales, Poaceae. Gene Ontology annotation, molecular function: UDP-xylosyltransferase activity. Gene Ontology annotation, biological process: plant-type cell wall organization. The coding region runs from base 166 to 1680 and encodes 504 amino acids. The record is from RefSeq and is a predicted model, not a curated record.